Molecule: messenger RNA, 6003 nt
Organism: Symbiodinium sp. CCMP2456
Lineage: Eukaryota; Dinophyceae; Suessiales; Symbiodiniaceae
Source: the annotation of a GenBank genome assembly
AUGGCCGACGAGAAUGCUGACAGCGCGCUGGCUGCCUUGCGAGACGUCUUGGGCCACACAUUGGACGAUGCUGAGCUGAACAAGCUCCUAAACAGAGCUGGUAACAACGUUGGUGUCGCACUGAACCUGCAUUACGAUCAGGCCACAGCGGCGACAGGGGCCAACCUGGCUCAGAAGAGACCAGCACCGUCGUUGCCCGGCUUCUUCGAGACCAGAAAGAAGUACCCGAAGACUGACAACUCGAAGGAUGCGAACUCCGAACAGAAGCCUGCGAGCACCAUCGGUUCGUUGCCGGAACAGCCAGCCACGGCUGCAUGUGCGAGUUCUGCGACCACCCCUCUGGCAGAGCGCAUGCGCCCGAAGGGAAUCCUGGAGCUGCUGGGCCAAGAGGAUGCUUUGGGAUCUGUCUUGCGCCAGGCGGUACAUGAAGAUCACUUGCCUUCCCUGAUCCUCUGGGGCCCACCUGGCUGUGGCAAAACCUCCUUUGCGCACUGCGUGGCAGCAGGAACCAAACGAGCAUUUCGGUCUCUGUCUGCUGCCAAGGCUGGUGUCGCAGAGUUGCGUGAGGAAUUGAACAGAGCUGCUGGCACCUUGAAGUUGCGCAAGCUGGGAACCAUCCUCUUUGUGGACGAGUUCCAUCGCUGGUCAAAAGCACAGCAGGAUGCUCUGCUCUUGGAUUGCGAGAAAGGAACAAUUACACUGAUUGCUGCCACCACUGAGAAUCCGUCCUUCUCGAUUAACAAUGCAAUUCUAUCGCGCUGUCGCUUAGUCGUGUUCGGGAAGCUGUCACCGGAAGCCGUGGGACAUGUCAUUGAUCGGGCGAUCCGUGAAGAUGUUGUGCUGGGGGGCACCACGCUCACGGGUGAUGCACGUCAACUUCUAGCCACGGCAGCGGACGGUGAUGCCCGCGUGGCGCUGAACUCGUUGGAGCUUGCGGCUCACCUGACAAAGUCAGGCUUGCCGAUCGAUUCCGAGGCUGUUCAAGCAGCCAUCCAAAAGCGUGCUCUUUAUGAUCGCAACGGGGAUUUUCAUUACGAUCUGAUAAGUGCUUUGCACAAGAGCAUGAGAGGUGGGUGUCCAGAUGCUUCGCUGUAUUAUGCCACACGGAUGCUAACUGCAGGCGAGGAACCGCGCUACAUCACACGCCGGCUCAUUCGCUUUGCAUCUGAAGACGUGGGUAUGGCAGAUCCCUUGGCUCUGAGUCAAGCGGUCGCAGCCGAUCAAGCAGUUCAUGCUAUUGGAAUGCCUGAAGCUGGAGUUGUGAUUGCUCAGUGCGUGAUAUACCUGGCACUUGCACCAAAAAGCUGCGCGGUCUACAACGCCUAUGAAACCGUCAAAAAGUUGUGUGAGAGGGAGCCUCAUGCGCCGGUCCCGCUGCACAUUCGCAAUGCACCAACGAAGAUGAUGAAGACGCUGGGCUACGGUGACGGCUAUGUGUACAAUCCAGCAGCAGGUUACACAAGAGGCUGCAACCAAGGAUAUCUCCCAGAAGCGAUCGGAGACAAACAGUUCUUCAACAAGAGCGAUUGCGAGCCCGGGUUCCAUCUUCGCUUCUGCGAGUCUGAGGUUAUGUUGGUCCUCAUAGGAACAGACGAGGCAGACGUCCUUUUUCCUGCUGUGAUGAUUAGUGAAGGAGUAAGGCUUAGCCCGUUGACGGUCCAUGGCAUGGAGCUGAAUUUGCUUGGAGCAGUUGCUGGCGUGUGUAUCGGCCAAAUGGCCGUCGAACUGCGUCAGGUGCUGCAUAGCAUCGCGUCAGCUGCAGUGGCACUGCUGCCAGCUUCUUGUCAUGCUUCGACAAUGAUGGACCGCACUGCUCCGCUUGCCGCUAUGUGCUUUCACAUGUCCUCUUGUGCAGUCAUGUCUCCUUUUGUGGUGGCCGGCCUCGAAGGGCUGCUGCGAGAGGCCCAGUUGCACAGGCACAUGCUGUUGCCAACAGUUGCAUCAUCAUGUCGGCAAAGGUGUCGGUGGCUUCUGAAGCGGUUAGCUGCAGGCAGACUACAUGACACCGUCCGAAAGGAGCAGGAUGUUGAGUUCGCCUGGCUUGCAGAGGACUUCGCUUCUAGGACGGGAAAGACGUCGAUGAUCAUGUUCCACAUGACCUGCAAGGGGCCCAAUGUUUUCUUCGAGCUGCUACAGCCCGAGCCGGAGCCAGGUCUGUUCAAGAACUUGUCUGACUGGAAAGCCAUUAUGGCUCUGAUGUGCCUCACCCAGAAAGAGGAGGCUUCCAUGUUGCAUGGCCUCCAGAUGGUCCGCGACAUGGAGGCUCUUGGCAGCUUCACGGCUCGGGCCGUCGAUGCAUUGGCACAGGAAGGUUACUGUGUGAUCCAGCUUCCUUUGAGUGAAGAAGCGGCCGAAGAAGCGCAAGUUGAGGUCACUUGUGGAAGGUACAGAUGGAAGCGACUCCGGAGGGAGUUCGAGCCGUCCUACUUAGGUAGACAUCAGAAGUGCAAGACGGCCUGGCUGGAAGAGAUGGUGGAAGAGAAGCAAGAGAUGGACAGUCCAAUCGACCUGCUGGACCUCUACCUUGCUCGCUUUACACAGUUUCUCUUGCCCGUUGCCCCCUUCGCGCUGGAUUUCAUGCCUCACAGCCGGACAAGCGGAAUGCUGCGUGUGCCGGCCUCUUCAGAGGGUGCGGGUGUGGCCGAGAACAUCAGCGACGAAGACAUUCUAAAGGGCCUGGUCGAUGAACAUGUCGACUUCCUGAAGCGCCGAAAGCUGUGCAUGUUCCUGAUGGCACACGGCAGUGGAGGCGAGCUGUCGCUUUAUCCAAAGGAUGGCGCUCAGAUAGUUCUGCCAGCACAAGCAGGCCGCCUAGUUGUGUUUCGCCAUGACCGUAUCAGCUACGCCUAUCGACCAGACUCUGAGGAGGACCUAGUCUUGCAAGCUUGGGUCUUGACCGCCCCGGCGCAGUUCCAGUUUGGACAGGUCGCUGGGGAUCAGAAGUCCAAAGACGAGCUUUAUGGCCUCGUUUCCGGACCCAACACUCCGGAAGGUCGGCGAAUAUGUGUUUAUGGGGUUGGAAUUUCCCUCCCUGGUGCCGCCUUCGAAAAGUUGGAUGCCUACUGGUGCGCAGUGGCAGGGGGCACGGAUGGAUACGUCUAUGCUCCCGUGGACAGGUUCGACAUUGAGCCUUACACGAGAACCGGCGAGGAGUGGCAGAUGGGCUACACAUACACUGUGCAUGGAGGCUUCUGCAAGGACAUCUUCUCCUUCGACAACGACUUCUUUAACGUCCCCGAGGAGGAAGCCUGGUUGCUCGCUCCAGCAGCACGACAGCUGCUCGAAAGGAGCUACGAAGCUUUGUUCAACACCGGCAUGCGGAAGAAGGAUAUCAGAGGGAAGCGGGUCGGUGUCUACAUCGGACACAGUGGCGAUGACUUUUCCAUAGAUCCUAGGUUCACCAUGGGCUCCACGGAUGGUCAUCGCUUCGGCUAUCAGGCAAGAAAAUGGUCCUGCAUAGCUGGCCGCAUCAGUUACACCUUGGGCCUCCAGGGACCACAGGCUUUGCUGGACACAGCCUGCUCAUCAGCACUAGUGGCCUAUGGAGUUGGGCAUACUGCUUUGAGGCAGGUGACUGCAGAGCAGGCUCGUGCUGGGCAAGAUUCCGGCAUCACGGAAGCAUUAAUGGGCGGUGCAAACCUGAUUCCAGGCCCAGGGAACUACAUCAACUUGUGUGGUCCUCACAUGCUGUCCAUAAGCGGACGCUGCUUCACCUUCGACAUGUCUGCAGAUGGCUUUGAACGUGGUGAGGGUUCCUCGUGUUUCUUUGCCCGCAGUGAAGAGGCAGUCACCCGUGAGGCCAUCGCAACCGUGAUUGGCGCAUGCCUGAACCAAGACGGGAGAAGUGCGAGUAUGACAGCACCAAACGGACCGUCACAGCAAGAAUGUGUGCGGGGAUCGAUGCGGGAGGCUGGGCUGACGGCCAAUCAGAUCACCUGCUCCGAGCUUCAUGGGACGGGUACGGCUUUGGGGGAUCCCAUUGAAGUCGGAGCUCUGCGUGGAGUCAUGCAGGACAGGAAGGCUCCCAUCAUGCAGACAAGUGCCAAGAGCCACAUAGGCCAUCUUGAAGCCAAUGCGGGACAAGCUGGCAUUAUCAAGUGCAUGUUGAUGUGCAAUUCCUGUGCCGGAUCUCCGAACUGUCACUUGUACAUCCUGAAUCCACAUUUGGAUGUUAACGGCUACCCAACCGUUUUCAACACUGAGCUCGCAGAGUACGGCAACCAGUCUGGAUACUCAGGGGUUUCAUCGUUUGGCUUCGGUGGGGCGAAUGCGCGUGCUGAUGUCUAUGCCGUGGCAAGCAGGGGUCCCAGAAAGCCAGGAAAGGUUAGUCUAGACAAAGUUGACUACGUGGUGGUGAGCUGUCCCUUCGACGAAGGCCCCAUGCACUAUGUCGAUGGGAAGGAAGUUCCAACGUCAGGUUCCAGGAUUUCGAGGAACAGAGGCAGAUAUCGCUGUGACAACAUUCGCGAUGAGUUUGACCAAUAUGAUUACAACAGCAGCCUGUACGAUGGCAAGUUCCAGAUGAGCCCUCCGGAAGAGAUGGCAGGGGAUAGGCCAGACAGUGGGAUCGGCAUUGUUGGGUCGUGGGAUAGCUUCAAGCAAAGAACGGAGAUGACACCCAGCACAGAUGGUGACAGCUGGAGUUGUAUGGUGGUCCUAGGAGAGACUCGUGUUGAGAGGUUUCAGUUGUGCCUUAUGCAGAAUCCUGAGAUGACCAUAUAUCCCUAUGUCAAGAAUGGCUCCAUGACCACGCGGGUCGUGGGACCCCACGGUGAAGGGAAGGGCAAAUUCUGGAUCAUUGACGGGCGGGAUGAUGAGGUCCCUGCGGGAACUCCCUUCCGCAUCACCCUGGAGUGGGGUCUCAGACUUCGUGUGAGCUGGCAGCGUGCAGAUGCUAUGCUGACUGGAGGUUCGGUUCCUCAGCUCAUCGGAUCCAAAGCUCGGCACAGAUACUUCGUGGUUGGUUCUUGGACGUCCUGGAACUUCUUGGAGAUGCAAAGCUCGGGUGUAAAAGAGGGUGCUUUCGAAGUCACAGUUCGCAUUGGUAUGUCACGCUCUGAGUCCUUCUAUUUCGUCCGAGAUCAAGACGAGGAGCAGGUCAUCUAUCCCGCCAAGCCCGCUCUUGAUGCGGGGGCGACUGGGAUUCCGGUCAGAGGGCCCGAUGCAUUCGGCAAUGGAAAGUGCUGGAGAAUCACCGGCAAGCAUGGAGAGUCUGUACGGCUCCGCAUUGAGAUCGUGGAUGCUCUUAUCAAGGUGAGCGUUUCAAGCUUAAUAAGACCGGAUUCUGGAUGGACAGCCAGCGGGGUGACCGGUCCAGCACGCCACAGCUACUGCGUGUUGGGCAGCUUCAACAACUGGAGCCCCGAACAAAUGCUUCCAGGUGAUAGGCAGGGGACAUUCGUGAUGCGAGGAGUGGCUAGAUCUUCCAGGCAACAAGAUCAGCGCUUCACAAUCAUGAUGGAUGAGGAUCCAGAUUUGGUCCUGUAUCCAGAUGCAGCAGGAAGUGUUCCACCUGGGCUCACAAUCGUCAAAGGACCUGGCCGUGUGGAGGAUGACAGAGAUUUUCUGCUGAAUUGCCUCAAAGAUGGUGCGGAGUUUGAGAUCGUCCUUGACUUCAAUUCACUAGACAAGAGGAAGGUUAUUGAUGUCCGAUGGCUCAGCCAGCCAGUAGAUGUAAGCAGCAUUAUGUUGAUUGUCGAUGACAACAUCGGCAUGCGGAGCAAUCAGGACAGCAUGAUCGCUCUGCGUCUCAGGCUUUGUCCUAUCACUGGCCAGUUCUUUGUGAAGCCCACGGUGCUUUAUGGUGGGGUUUUCGAGCAGAGUGCCGCCAUGCGAUGGGUUGCCAACACAGGACGCCAUCCGAUCCUGCGUGGAAUAGACUGUCGCCUUGCAGAUAUUAUUCCCGCGAAGGAUGUGGAGGACUUGUGCCAUCGACUUGCUGCUUCUAAGGGCUGGGUUCUUCAGCAACGGCCGCCAACAGCGGUGUGCAAUGAGCCAUGUUGA